AUGGAUAAACCUUUUCAGCCUCUUCCGAUGUUUGCAGGAUUUCCUCCAAUCGAGCCUUUGAUAGCAUCACUUAUCACGAUAUCUGACGAGAUUUCCUCAAUAAGUAAUCUCCCUCCUGUACAAGUGAAAAACAUCUUAGUCCUGACUAGGAGAAUCAGACUUCUUUCUCCUCUGUUUACAGAGAUGCAAGAGCUAAAAAUCCCGCUUGUUCCCUCUGCCAUCCUUUGUUUUACUGAGCUCUUGUCUCUGAUGGUGAGAGCAAAGCUUCUGAUCCAAGGAUGCACUGAAAGUAGCUACCUGUGGAGCCUUAUUCAAACAGAAGUCCUGUCAAAGGAAUUUAAUGCAAUAGUGAAGGAAAUCAGCAGGGCUCUUGAUAUAUUAUUACCUCUACAAAUGAUGAACAUAAGUAUAGAUGUUAAAGAACAAGUGGAACUCUUGUGCAAGCUGGGGAAAAGGGUAGAUUUGGUAGUCGACCCCAAGGAGUUGGAAAGAAGAAAAGAAGUUCUUCAAAUAAUAGCUACUAGUAAGGAAAAUAAUGAUAAGGGGAAUGGUGUCAUUGAUGUUGCAAGGGCAAGAGAGAUUUUGAGCAGCAUUGGCUUGAGAAGUUCAGUAGACUUUUCUGAGGAAAUAUCCAAACUGAAGGCAGAAGCAACAAAUCAGGGUGGUACAGGUGGGCCGAUAGUUGUUUCAAGAAUUCAUAACAUAAUCUCAUUACUUUCAUAUCUCAGGUCUAUGGUUUUUAGUUUUGAAGAGAAUGAAAUCACUCUUGAACUUUUGAAGCAAAAAAUUGUUAAAGAAAACCUUACUGCACCAGCAUCUUCGUCUUCUCGAGCCAUGCUGACAGACGUUCCCAAUGAAUUCCGCUGCCCAAUUUCACAUGAGAUAAUGAGAGAGCCUGUCACUGUAGCAACUGGACACACUUAUGACCGAGACUCGAUUUCUAAGUGGGUCAAUUCAGGGCAUAGAACAUGCCCGAAGUCUGGGUGGAAGCUGACUCACAUGGCUCUAAUACCCAACUACAACCUGAAGAGUAUGAUCCACCAAUGGCAUCAGGACAACAAUAUCCCUUUCAAUGAAUUCACACCAUGUUCCUCAGUGCUUCAUAGAAGUAACAAAAGGGAAGAUAUAGGUCACAGUGCUGUCAGAUUGACAUCAGAAUAUUUAGUAGGAAAACUUGCAACUGCAUCUCCAGAAAUGCAAUGUAGAGCAGCCUAUGAGAUUCGACUGCUAGCAAAAAGCAGCAUGGACAAUAGGAAAAUAAUUGCUGAGGCUGGAGCAAUUCCAUUUCUGGUGAACUCAUUAAGUUCUCAUGAACCAGCAAUGCAGGAAAAUGCUGUGACUGCACUGUUGAACCUUUCCAUCCACAGUGACAACAAAAUUUUGAUUAUGGAAGCUGCAGCACUUCAAAGGAUACUUUUAGUUCUAGAAACUGGAAAAACUAUGGCGGCAAAGGGAAAUGCAGCUGCAGCAAUUUCAAGUUUGUCAAUCAUUGAUGAUUACAAGGCAAGUAUUGGUGUCCAACCAAGAGUUGUAGCAGCUUUGAUAAGUCUCCUGCAAGAAGGCACCACAACAGCUAAAAGAGAUGCUGCAACAGCGCUAACUAAUCUUGCAGUUUAUAAUCCAAUCCAGAGGACAGUAGUAUAUGAAGGGGCAGUACCUUUGCUUAUCGGUAUAUUGACGGAUGAGAAGGCAGGAAUAACAGAUGAUGCCUUGGCAUUGCUCACAUUGCUUUCAGGAUGCUCUGAAGGGAUGGAGGAGAUCACCAGAACCAGAAGUAAAGAUCUCGUUACCCUUCUGGUUGAUCUCCUAAAAUUUGGAUCCCAGAGAGGUAAAGAGAAUUCAGUCAGUCUUCUUCUGGCUUUGAACAAAGAUGGAGCUGAAUUAGUGAGACAUUUGGAUCACCAAAGCUUCUCAUUACUUCGGAGGUUGGGAGCUAAAGGAUCACCUGAAGCUCGAGAAAGAGCUAAUCUGUUGCUCAGGUUACUGAUCAAAUGCUGCUCCAAUCCUGCAAACCUUUAGC
This is a messenger RNA of Spinacia oleracea (spinach), 2020 nucleotides long. RefSeq names its product U-box domain-containing protein 1-like. The transcript has a single exon. NCBI's taxonomy places the organism in Eukaryota, Viridiplantae, Streptophyta, Magnoliopsida, Caryophyllales, Amaranthaceae. Gene Ontology annotation, molecular function: ubiquitin-protein transferase activity; protein binding. The coding region runs from base 1 to 2019 and encodes 672 amino acids. The record is from RefSeq and is a predicted model, not a curated record. Gene Ontology annotation, biological process: protein ubiquitination.